Molecule: messenger RNA, 1387 nt
Organism: Coccomyxa subellipsoidea C-169
Lineage: Eukaryota; Viridiplantae; Chlorophyta; Trebouxiophyceae; Coccomyxaceae
Product: alpha/beta-hydrolase
Exons: 6
Coding region: 1-1062 (353 amino acids)
Biological process (GO): chlorophyll catabolic process
Molecular function (GO): chlorophyllase activity
Source: RefSeq, a predicted model, not a curated record
AUGUGCCCGGAGCUUGUGCCUGCUGCACAUGCAUCAGAGCAGCAGCAGAGCACACAGGGCGGGGUGCUGGCGAGCAGCGUUGUGGACUACAGUGAGCCGGGGCCCCUGACUGCGGCGAUGCUGCCAGAGCUUGAGCACACAUGCACCCGAUGCUUCCCCGCCUGCCUAGGGAACCGCUGCAUGCUCAGCCUAAAUGUUGUCUAUCCGAGGGACGGCAAGGCGCACGGCCUGCAACCGCCGUAUCCUCUUGCGGUCAUCAGCAGUGGCUUCCUAACAUCAGCCUCUAGUUACCUCUCGUAUGCUCGGCGGCUUGCAUCCUGGGGGUACACAGUAGUGAUGUACGACAAAGUUGAGAGUGCGACGGAGCCGUUGGACGAUAGGUUGUGCGUGGAGCUGAUACGGGAGAUCAUAGACUGGGCCAGAAUCGACCCCAUUGUGUCGCAACUCGCGGACACUGACACCACGUACCUUUGUGGCCAUUCCAGGGGCGGGAAGGUGAGUGCGCUGGCGGCUGUUGUGGAUCCGCGCGUGAAGGCUGUGUGCCUGCUGGACCCAGUGGAUGUCACGGUAUGCGCGCCUCAGGGGCCGGACUUCCCCUCAGCGGUGGCGGCCGUCAGGCACAUGUCCCGAGGCGUUCCUCUUGCCGUCGUCGGCAGCGGCCGCGCCGGUGACUGCGUGCCCAAGGACUCCAACUAUAGGCGCUACUUCAAUGCGUGCCAAGGACCUGCUUGGGAGGUCGUGCUGGCGUCUGCCGGUCAUUUCCAGUUUCUGGACGAGCAGUCCAUGCUGCAGCGGGCGGUGUGCGCAGUCGGGCCAGUAGACGAUCAGUCUGUGCGCAGAGUGGCGCAGACGGUGAUGGUGGCCUGGGGAGAGAUAAUGGUGAAAAGGAGGCCCCCAAGCGGCUGGUUACCAGCCUCAUCAAAUUCCCUGACAGUUGGAGACCUUGUAGCCAGUGUGCCCGAAGAGAGUGCAGCUACGCGCCAGGCUGUGCUGGCCGCGCAAGAAACAAUUGUGAGGGAUGGGAGCAGAGUGGCACUCACAACAAGAAGCAAAAACAUCUGAACUCGCCGUGCUGAUUUUUAAAUAGAGAUCCGUUGUGGUUGGUGCUAUGCUUUGCCACACCUCAUAGCAGCAUUGCAGAGCUGGCAUGCUUGCACCCAUAUUCCAAUAAACCAAGAGGUGAAAUGAUUUGCAGGUCAGAUUCCAUGCCACCAGUACUGGGCUGUUGACCUUUCCAGUGGAGUCUUGUGCGGUUGAUUUUUUGUUGUCACAGACUAGUGUGAUAGGCAUUCACAAGCUCUUUACCUGAUAUUGUGAGCCAGUCAGGGCCCUACGAGACUUUUUCAUCAUGCCUAGUAAUUUUGACAGGCAAGUAAAAUCUUUGGAG